GACGGCCGUUGGGCUGGCAGUCAGGCUGGCCGCGGGGCUGGCCGUCGGGCUGGCCGUCGGGCUGGCCGUGGGGCUGAUAGUCGGGCUGGCCGUGGGGCUGGCUGUCGGGCUGGCCGUGGGGCUGGCUGCCGGGCUUGUCGCGGGGCUGGCCGUUGGGCUGGCAAUCGGGCUGGCCGUGGGGCUGGCCGUCGGGCUGGCCGUGGGACUGGACGUGGGGCUGGCCGCUGGGUUGUCCGUGGGGCUGGCCGCGGGGCUGGCCGCAGGGCUGGCCGCAGGGCUGGCCGACGGGCUGGCAGCCUGCGGCAGCCGCCUCGGCGGCGGCCUCGGCGGCAGCGCCCGCGGCGCCAGCGGCACACCAGGCGCUGGCAGCGUGCGCGGCGGCGCCCGCGCGGCCCCUGGCGCACGCGGCACCGGCGGCGCCAGCGGCGCCCGCGGCGGCCGCAGCGCGCACCGCGCCAGCGGCAGGAGCAGCGGCACCAGCAGCACCAGAGGCGCCAGCAGCCGCCGCAGCGCCGGCGGCGCCAGCGGCGGCCACGGCACCGGCGGCGCCGGCGGCGACCGCGGCGCCAGCAGCGCGCACGGCAGCCACGGCGCCCUCGGCGCCAGCGGGGGCCGAGGCGCCUGCAGCGCCGGCAGCGAGCACCGCGCGCUCCCGGGCGAGCCGCCGCUGCCGCCGCCUCCGCGACGCUGGGGACUCCACGGCGGCCCGGCGGCAGCGCGUCAGGGCGGCACCGCCCACGCCGUGCCG
Molecule: messenger RNA, 748 nt
Organism: Prorocentrum cordatum
Lineage: Eukaryota; Dinophyceae; Prorocentrales; Prorocentraceae
Source: the annotation of a GenBank genome assembly